Molecule: messenger RNA, 1357 nt
Organism: Panicum virgatum (switchgrass)
Lineage: Eukaryota; Viridiplantae; Streptophyta; Magnoliopsida; Poales; Poaceae
Product: amino-acid permease BAT1 homolog
Exons: 5
Coding region: 187-972 (261 amino acids)
Biological process (GO): transmembrane transport; gamma-aminobutyric acid transport
Cellular component (GO): membrane
Molecular function (GO): L-lysine transmembrane transporter activity; L-glutamate transmembrane transporter activity; L-alanine transmembrane transporter activity
Source: RefSeq, a predicted model, not a curated record
CAAGCAUGAUACUGUGAUACGAAUCGCUCCAAAGUCGUCCGGCUCACUCUCCAGUUGACUUGGCUUUCCUUCCCGUGUCACCAUCUCGCUCGCUCCCUCGCCCAUCGACUUUUCCUCCCCGCCGGCACGUCGCCAGUCGCCUCCAAACAGCGCCGGUACGCUGAACACACGGCGCGGCGCGGCGCCAUGACCUGGAACAAGCGCCCGACCGUCGCCGCCGACGAUGCCCUCGAUACCGAUCAUGGCCGCCUACGCGAGCUCGGAUACAAGCAGGAGCUCAAGCGCCACCUCUCGGUGGUGUCCGACUUCUCCAUCUGCUUCACCGUCAUCUCGGUGCUGACGGGGGUCACCACGCUCUACAACACCGGCCUCGCCUUCGGCGGCCCCGCCACCAUGACGCUCGGCUGGUUCGUCGACGGGGCCUUCACCAUGGCCGUCGGACUCUCCAUGGCCGAGAUCUGCUCCGCCUUCCCCACCUCCGGCGGACUCUACUACUGGAGCGCGCGCCUCUCUGGCGACCGGUGGGCGCCAUUCGCCUCCUGGAUCACCGGAUGGUUCAACAUUGUAGGACAGUGGGCAGGCACGGCCAGUAUCGACUUCUCUCUAGCACAGCUGAUUCAAGUCAUCGUCCUGCUUAGCACAGGUGGUAACAAUGGUGGGGGGUACCUGGCAUCCAAAUAUGUUGUCUUCGCCUUCCAUGCCGUGAUUCUGCUGAGCCAUGCCAUCAUCAACAGCCUCUCUAUCACUUGGCUAUCUUUCUUUGGGCAGAUUGCUGCCCUUUGGAAUAUGCUAGGUGUCUUUGUCCUGAUGAUCGUUGUACCAGUUGUUGCUACCCAUUUUAACACCGAUAAUAGUGCUGGAAUUCACAGUCACCUCUAUAUUUUUGUACUGGGGCUCCUUAUGAGCCAAUACACACUGUCUGGAUAUGACGCGUCUGCGCAUAUGGUACAGAAAAGUCCUCAAGUAACUUGAAUCAUAUUAGGAAAUCUUACUAUUGGAACGCGACGAGGCUGCCUAGAGACUGCAUUUAGAUUCAAAGUCCUAAUACUUUGAUUCUAAAUUUGUUCAAGUGCUGAAAUACUGCCAAAGACGAAGAGCUGACGGAUAGUAAGAUUUCCUAAUAUGAUUCAAGUUACUUGAGGACUUUUCUGUACCAUAUGCGCAGACGCGUCAUAUCCAGACAGUGUGUAUUGGCUCAUAAGGAGCCCCAGUACAAAAAUAUAGAGGUGACUGUGAAUUCCAGCACUAUUAUCGGUGUUAAAAUGGGUGAACACGAACUUUGCACUAUUAUCGGUGUUUAUUCCUGCUUUGGCAGUAUUUCAGCACUUGAACAAUGCAAGAUUCACAUUCUUUCCAA